UUUCAAGAAAAAUGCGGGCGAUCGGUAUUUAUGUCAUAAUUAUCGUGAUAAUUUUUGUCUUAAGAAUCCGCGGUACGAUAGACGUGAAUCUGAGCGAAUUGGAGUAUCUCGCAGCUCGAUUGAGCCCGGUCGAAUGUAGGCGAUUAAUCGCCGCGCUUCAUUACACGACUUAUGACUUGCCGAGCAGCUUGGCUGAGGCAGAGCGUAAAGUGGACGAGGAGAUCCCGUGUUUGCGUUUACUCCUUCAUUGGAAUAAUUCUCCCGAGGAGGGCCGGGGAAAGACGCACGCGGCGAUUGUGCACCGACUUCGACAGCUAAAUCGCAACGAUCUCGCCGAUUGGCUUGGCAAAACCACCUUCAAACAACUGGGAAAGGAUCUGGACAAUGCUAUUACGCUGUCCUUCGACGAGCUCGCCGAGGAAGAAAUGGAAACCAGAGCUGUGCAAAACACGAUCAAAAUAUCCUUUACAAAAUGCAAAAUAGCCAUAAAAUAUAUCUUAUCUGUAAAGUGGCGAAGACAGUAUAUCUGA
Acromyrmex echinatior (Panamanian leafcutter ant) is the source of this 530-nucleotide messenger RNA. RefSeq lists its product as uncharacterized. The record is from RefSeq and is a predicted model, not a curated record. NCBI's taxonomy places the organism in Eukaryota, Metazoa, Arthropoda, Insecta, Hymenoptera, Formicidae.